GAUGGCGGCCCGCCGGCCUGAGGAGAAGGCUUAGGGCUGGAGCUCGGGCCUCAGUUCGGGUGUGGUGAGAACUGCGCCUCGGGAGCGGCCAGUUUCGCUGUUUGGGGGUUGCAGAGAGGCUCGGUCUCUGUACCGGCCCCUGGUGAGGUCGAGCAGCGGCGCGUUUCCUCGCAGCAGCGAUCCUCGUUCCACUUUCUGCUGUGUCAAUACCAGGUCUGGUGAACUGAAUGAAGUGGGGAAAAAAAUGUUACUAUCACAGCUGACUUCCCGGCUACUGAAGGCUUCACGAGUUGCAGGGCACUUUCUGCCAAGGUCGGUGUCUUCCUUUCUUUGCUGUCAUUCUACAUCUGUGAACUAUUGCACGCAGCCACCUAAUAAGAAUGGAGCCCAGCCUCAGCGGUGGCACGUGCUGGAGCCUGAACUGGAAGAGAUGUUGGUCCCCAGAAAGCUUUCCAUCAGCCCCUUAGAAAGCUGGCUGACAGUCACAUACUCCCUUCCUAAAGCAGAGGUCAAUAGUGCUCAGGAAGAAGUGGGCUCUGGGCCUCUCCAGAGGUAUGUCUGUCCUCCAUCUGAUGAAGGAGCUGAUGUGGAAGAAGGGGAAGGAACACCAACCAACACACUGCAGUGUAAGAACGUGUUGGAGAUCCGCAGACGGAAAAUGAAUCGACACAAAUACAAAAAGCUGCUGAAGAGAAGGAAGUUUGUGAGAAGGAGGAUAAAGGAAGGGCGCAAGAAGAAACGGCAGGUAAAAUUUGAGAAAGAUUUGGAGCGCAUCUGGAAAAGAGCUGGUUUGAAAAAUCCUCCUGCAGGAUGGCAAACACCCAAGAUAUUUCUGAAAAGUUCCAAGCAUUAGAAAUACUUGUAACGAGUUUUCACAUGUAAUUGUAAUUAAAAGAAAUAUUUAAGUA
Molecule: messenger RNA, 908 nt
Organism: Centrocercus urophasianus (Greater sage-grouse)
Lineage: Eukaryota; Metazoa; Chordata; Aves; Galliformes; Phasianidae
Gene: AURKAIP1
Product: aurora kinase A interacting protein 1
Exons: 4
Coding region: 245-853 (202 amino acids)
Biological process (GO): mRNA processing
Cellular component (GO): mitochondrion
Source: RefSeq, a predicted model, not a curated record